This is a messenger RNA of Ostrea edulis (European flat oyster), 2539 nucleotides long. Its product is annotated as zinc metalloproteinase nas-14-like. The transcript is spliced from 13 exons. Lineage: Eukaryota; Metazoa; Mollusca; Bivalvia; Ostreida; Ostreidae. Gene Ontology annotation, biological process: proteolysis. Gene Ontology annotation, molecular function: metalloendopeptidase activity; zinc ion binding. The coding region runs from base 91 to 1458 and encodes 455 amino acids. The record is from RefSeq and is a predicted model, not a curated record.
UGUCACUUAAAAAUACACCUAUAAAUGAAAGGGGUUUGAAGUGGUAACGCAGAGGCAAGGGUUGAACGAUUAAAAACAGCAUCUACAAAGAUGAAACUGUUAGCAAUUUUCAUAGCAUCAUGUCUGUAUCUGAAGGCAGAGGGCAUGGAAAAGACACUUGAUGAAAUUAUGAUGGACGCUUCUAAUGACAGUAUGGGAUUUGAUCUGAUAAUGAGCGGGUCAGCUGAGAAUGAUAAUCCAACGGUUAGGGUGGAGCACGACAUUCUAAUGUCAUUAGACGAGUUUACUGAAAGAGAGAAAGCAAGAAUGGAAGAAGAAAAAAUGGGCAGAAGAAAGAAAAGGAAAGCCACGAGACCACAACAAAGACGAUGGCCAAAUAAAAUCGUUCCUUUCGAAGUUGCACCAAACACAUUUUCAACCAGAGAAAGGGGACAAAUUGACUUGGCUAUCGCGGAGUGGAACAGGGAAACCUGCAUCGUGUUCCGGCCUAGGAGAGGGGAGGCGGCUGCCGUCAGGUUUCAAAACGGACAAGGAUGUUCUUCAUUCGUUGGAAGAAUAGGAAACUUACAGCCCAUCAGCUUAGCUCGAGGAUGUCGCAUUCAAAGAAUUGUGGUCCAUGAAAUGGGGCAUGCCAUCGGCUUUAAUCACGAGCAGUCCAGGGCAGACAGAGACGGGUUUGUCCGUAUUCGAAAUGAAAAUAUACCAUCCCCACUUCUUUUCAACUUUCAAAAGCUGCCAACAAAUCAAGUGACGAACUUUGGAGUGGCAUACGAUUACAGAAGCGUCAUGCAUUACGGUGCAAGGGAUUUUUCAACGAAUGGUCAAAUAACGGUACAAACGAUUGACCAAAACUUCCAAAAUAUCAUAGGCAGAGCACCGAUGCUUAGUUUCAGAGACAUCAAGCUUGCCAACGCAAUGUACAAUUGUAACGAAAACUGUCCAGCUCAGAGCUGCCCAGGAGAAGGUUUUGUCGGCAAAGAUUGUUCGUGUAAAUGCCCUACUAAUAACCCAAACAACCCGGUCCAGAAUUGCACUGGAACGGCCGUGGUGACCACCACGGCUGGCUCUGUCUCUACGAUCCGAACUACUACUCCACGGGAAGGAGCUUGUGAAGACAUGAAUCGAUUUUGCGAGUUCUGGGCAGGACAGGGUUACUGUACCCGCAGCCGAUAUAUGACGAUGUACUGCAAAGCCUCAUGCAACCUCUGCAAUGCUGACAAACGCUGCGAGGAUAUGGGCCAAGCAUGCAAUAUACUUCAGCGGAGGGGGUUUUGCGAGGUAGCCUUUGCGAGGAGCUAUAUGGAGAAUAAUUGUGGUGCUACCUGUCAAUUUUGCAGAGCUGGAGAAAUACUUGGGGCAGAAGAAAGUCAGGACCAACCAGAAAACAAAGCAUCGGGUCUUGGAUCGUAUACCCUGCUCUUCGUGACGUCAGCUGCAUUUGUGUCGUGCAUGUUGUAAUUUAUAACUAGUGUAAACUCACCCAUGACGCUUACUUAUGAAUGUUUGAUAUUAUUGUCAUUUGGAUUAUGUCAUUCAUUACUAAUGUGACAUCGUCAAUUUCGUUAUUUGUUAGUUUCAUUAAGUAUUGAUUUCAUAAAUUAUUGAUUUCACUAACUAUCGAUUUCAUCAAAUAUGCUCUCCCUUUGCUUGAUGUUUGUUUAGGGCGAAGAAGAAAAAAACCCGUCCUAACCAAAAAAUGUAACGUUGUGCUUCAAGAGAGCAAUUUUUUCGCUUACAGAAAGAUACAUAUUAAUUAAUUCAUGUUAAGUUUUAAUACUUAUAAAUGUCAAAAUAAUAACGUAAAGGGGGACAUAUUCUGGGGCUUUUAAGAUGCCUUAAAAUUAAUUUGUAUCGUUUUUUCUUAACUAUUUUGGCGCAAUAUAAUGAUCAUUUUCUUAGAAAAUCGUACCGAGGUUGAAUAAAUGGACCUACCGUCCAGUUUCAUUAUCCUAUGACUGGAUCAAGUUAAUGUGUAGACCGCAACCGAUACAAGAUAGAGAAUUUAGCGUAUUUAGAAUUAAGACAUUCUACAGGAAGGCAACAACAGUGACGGAUCCAGUUAUUAUUAUUUUUUUUUUUUAUCUAAAAUCAAGUUCUGUGCAAUUGAUAAAUUUCGGAACGGAAGUGGGGACGCAGUAAACGGCUGAGUGUCUUUGGGUUGUCUUCAGACCCCCAGAGGGUCCAAGACGAAAUUCGGAGGGGGGGGGGGUUCAAGGGACGAAGCCCCCUUAAACUACUGAGUUUUUACAAAUUUAAGACGUAUAUAUUUUGGUCAUACAUCUAUAAAAAUGGAACAUAUUUGUGAGGGGGGGGGGGGGGGGUGCGUGCGCCCUACGCUGGAUCCACCACUGAAUUAUGUCAUUUCUUAAGGCUUAUAGAUGUUAGUUUCGAUAUACUUCUAACACAGUCGUCUGUAAUAUAACGGCAAAGUAUAUUUCUACGUUGCUGAUAUAAAUGUAUAUGGUGUAAAAUAUCUGUAUGUCAAGAAUAUGCAACAAUAUACAUUACUCUUGUGUGACAAUAAAUUAAUUUUGGUAGU